Xiphophorus hellerii (green swordtail) is the source of this 2213-nucleotide messenger RNA. RefSeq names its product reticulocalbin 1, EF-hand calcium binding domain (gene rcn1). The record is from RefSeq and is a predicted model, not a curated record. The coding region runs from base 290 to 1264 and encodes 324 amino acids. The transcript is spliced from 6 exons. Lineage: Eukaryota; Metazoa; Chordata; Actinopteri; Cyprinodontiformes; Poeciliidae. Gene Ontology annotation, molecular function: calcium ion binding. Gene Ontology annotation, cellular component: endoplasmic reticulum.
GGAAGUCCCGGCUUGGUUGCAUCCUUACCACAAGAAAAGAGGACGGGACUGCUUUCAAACUGUGCAAGUGAGGAACUGGAAGUGUUUUUAGUGGAGCUGGUGGCUGGCGCUGAUGUUUUUACAGGCUCGGCUUCCAACGAAAGAAGAAGAAAGAGCUCCGUUUGCAGUGGGAAGUGGAAGUAGCUGCUUUGCUGCUGACGCUUUGCCAACUGAUUGUAGCUUUUCCAGGCCUGUUUGUGGUGUGUAAGGGGGGGCUGCUGAUUAAAGUCAGCAUCAGCCCCAGAGACUGAUGGCUGGAUUUAGCUUUAGCUUUAGCUUGGUGUGCGCUGUGCUCCUGGGCGCCUUCCUAGUGAGCGCGAAGCCCAUGCUGAGGAAAGAGAGGGUUCUCCGUGACCCAGAGCUCAGCAGACAAGCCCACGAAGACAAUAAGAGCUAUCAGUACGACCAUGAGGCCUUUCUGGGCAAGGACGAGGCCAAGACGUUUGACCAGCUCACCCCCGAGGAGAGUAGAGACAGACUGAGCAAAAUCGUGGACCGUAUAGAUGGGGACGCAGAUGGGUACAUCACGACAGACGAGCUGAACGCCUGGAUAAAGCGUGUCCAAAAGCGCUACGUGUACGAGAACGUAGCAAAGGUGUGGACGGAUUAUGAUCUGAACAAAGACAACAAGAUCUCAUGGGAUGAGUACAAGCAGGCCACUUACGGAUACUAUCUCGCUAACCCUGAGGAAUUUGAGGAUGCCACAGACAAGUUCAGCUUUAAGAAGAUGCUCCCUCGAGAUGAGAGGAGAUUUAAAGCAGCAGAUCUGAACGGCGACCUGGCAGCAGACCGGGAAGAGUUCACAUCUUUCCUCCAUCCUGAGGAGUUUGAGCACAUGAAGAAUAUUGUGGUUCUGGAAACGCUGGAGGACAUCGACAACAACGGCGAUGGACAUGUGGAUGAAGACGAGUACAUUGCCGACAUGUUUGCUCACGAGGACGGGGGUCCUGAACCUGACUGGGUCAGGACUGAGCGAGAGCAGUUCUCCGACUUCCGAGACCUGAACAAAGACGGAAAGAUGGAUCUGGAUGAAAUCCGGCAAUGGAUCAUGCCACAGGACUAUGACCAUGCCCAGGCCGAGGCCAGACAUCUUGUGUACGAGUCCGACCAGGACAAGGAUCAGAAACUGACCAAACAGGAAAUUCUUGACAACUGGAACAUGUUUGUUGGAAGUCAGGCCACGAAUUAUGGUGAAGACCUCACCAGGAACCACGAUGAGCUCUGAUGUCUGAUUAUAUGUGUCCUAAAAAAACAGAAAUCAGGAUGGGCCUUACAGUAAUGCCUCUCACAUAGGAGAUGGAUAGAAGAUGGACCUACCAAGAUUUUGUGAUCGGUGUUUUAGUCCUCCUGCAGAUAGUUUUGUUCCUGACAUUCAGGAACGAAACCAGAGGGGUCUUGCUCUUUGUUUUGAUCAGUGCCUUCCAGCCAGGCAGCAUCAGGCUGUGCUGCCUCUGAGAUUUCUAAAAGUGUUUGUAGACAUCAGUUGUAUGAACAGUUUGUGAUAGAAAUGAUAAUGUGAAACCUCAACUUAGAGCAUUUACUAUGUUUUUUUUUUAGAUAUUUAUCAGAUGACUUCGAUAAUGAAAGUUGGGGAGGAAUAGGAUUUUUUACUGAAAAUGUUUGUUUGCAGUCUAAUUACACUUGUAUUAAUUAGUAACGGGUUUUUGUUUAGCUAAAGUGCUUUGAUGAUUUUCUUUUUAUAUUGAUGAAACAUGGCAUGAAUUUUGCACGCAUUUGAUUUUAAUGUAGCCUGUGAACAUCUUUUUUUCUUCCUCCAUAUUUAGUUUUUACUGUAUUUAUUAGUGUAUGCAAAAAUGUUAGUUUUUACUUUUAUAUUGUUUUAGAUUUAAGUUUACACUUUACUUUUCCGCAAUUAAAUAUUACAACCUUUUUUUUCAACAAGUUGUAAAUAAAAUUGGGGAAAAAGUUUUCAGCAUAAUCAUCCGGAUGGUUUGAUUUUCCUAAAAUUCCUUUUGUUUUCAGGGAGUUUAUGAAGCUUAAUGUAAAAAAAAACUAUUUGUAAGAACAGAGCCUAACAGUGGUGUUUAUUCUGAUCAAAACAUUGCUAAAAAUUACAUUUUAUGAGAACACUGAGGUAUAUAAAAAAAAUGGCACAAGUUUUCAAAUCUUGUCCAGAUGCAUAAAAAAGUAAUAAAUAUGUUUUUCCAUUUUAA